AUGGAGAAGUCUGCAGAAUCCUCACUUUACAGCAGGCAUAAGUGCAUGUAGCAAAUCCUGAGUGGCAAUGACUGUCGCUUAACCCCGUCAGUGUCCGGCCCAGCUCAGCAUGCCAAGAACACCCCUACAGGAGAACAGCUAGGCAGUUGACAGUAGGACAGAAGAGGCUUGUAGGGAAGAAUAAAUGUCAUGGUGAGCAAACUAUAGAAUCACACCCUUUUUAACCUGAAACCACAGGUAAUUCCAGAGUUGGGUGUGCUCAGAAAUAGUUUUCAUUGUCAGUGAUACAGUAAUUGUCAUUUGCUACCCUUUCUGUCAUGAGUUAUUUUUCAUAUGUUCAUUACUGUUCAUAAUUUGUUUUAAUAACUGAGCUCAUUUGUGACUCCUUGCCCUGUGUCUGCAAGGAACUGGGGAGGUGAUUAUGGUGUCAUUAAACUUAUUAUUAUUAUUAUUAUUAUUAUUAUUAUUAUUAUUAUUAUUAUCAUCACUGAGAUCCAUGAAAGCAGGUCAAGGGAGGAUAGAAAAAUGCUACAGACCCAAACCCUUAAUGAGCAGACAUGGAUAUAAAGGAGAAAAAUCGAAGAAGGGAGUCAAACCCAGUGCCUGGUGAGUUGCCUGACAGCCAUAACCUUUCUCCAGGAAUGGUGGGACAUCCGGCACAGCAAGGAUGGGCUGGCGGAGGAGGAGCUGUCCAUGAGUGGCUGCAGAGUGGUGUGGUCCCGAGGUCAGGCUGGCCGAGUGGGGUCCCGGCAGGUUGUCAAGUGCACGACCUGAGACUCGGCUGUGAUACAUGCCAUGCUCGCCUCCUCCUACACCUGCCCAGACCAACCGUCCCUGCUGGGAGAACCUGUCCCUCAAGAACCCACAGGUUCAAUCACACACUCUGCGAAGCUUACGUGGAGGAAAACUGGUCUCCCGGCCAGGUGGUCACCAACCUUGUGGCCACGGACCUUGAUGCCUGGGACCUGGGCAAGCUGAGAUACACCGUCCUGCACCAGACCUCAGAAGCAGCCGUCACCAUGAACAAGGAAGGCAGUCUAUACACUGAGACACCCCUGAAUCGCGAGUCCCUGCCCGUGCACAGCCUCAAGGUGUCCGUGAUGGACGAAGAGAUCCAGGCCAGCUUCACGGUGGUGUGCGACAUGAACAAAAACCCACCAGUCUUUACGCUGCCGGAGUACCAGGCGAACAUCAUGGCUCCCAGGACGACCAUUCUUAAGGUCAUUGGUGUUAAGCUCACCGGGGAGCUGAGCAGUUGGACAUCACCCAAAGACAUCAUAUUGAAGGUCGCUGGAAUUCUGACAGUUAAAGGCGGCACCGGGGCAAUUGUUGAAUAUUUGGGGCCUGGCGUGGACUCCAUCUCCUGCACCGGCAUGGCCACGAUAUGCAACAUGGGCGCCGAGAUCGAUUGGCUACAGUGAAGGUCGUGGCAGAGAGUGUACUCAAACUCCUACUGUGAGCUACUCCUGAUGCCUGCGCCCUCACCACCCCUGUGAAGGACGCCCAGCUGACCCAACCCUCCUCGUGUGCCCCUGAGAGCUCCCUGCAGCACAGCGAGUCUCUUCUUGGACGGCUCAGAGGCACAGAAGAUGUAGCCAGACUUGCCGGCCAAACCCGAGGGUGUGUGUUGAUGUUGGGACCAAGAAGAAGAAGAGGAGGAAGAUGAUGAUAAAGGCAACAGGAAGAUCAGAAGAAGAGGAGGAAGAAUGGAAGAAGAGAAGAGAACACACACACACACACACACACACACACACAUAUGACAAACACCUUUUUCUAUAUUUUUCAUUUUUAUUAAUCCAUACAACAUACAUUAGCUAUAUACAUAUAAUACAACAUAUGCAUAACUAUAUACAUUAGAUCAUAGAGUGAGUGAGUGAGUGAGACUCGAGAGGCGAGAUAGAGGUGCUCUCUCUCUCUCUCUCUCUCUCUCUCUCUCUCUCUCUCUCUCUCUCUCUCUCUCUCUCUCUCUCUCUCUCUCUCUCUCUCUCUCUCUCUCUCUCCUCACCUCACCACAGCUCACAGGACCCUACAGAUGUACCUCCCACAGUAUGUUGACAACUGCCCACAGACACAUACCCCCCCAGCCUCAUGAAGGACCCCCUUCUCCUUCCCUCCCCCCCUAGCCAACAUAGCACCCACAUAGCCUUAUCAAAGUUACUAUGU
Molecule: messenger RNA, 2163 nt
Organism: Eriocheir sinensis (Chinese mitten crab)
Lineage: Eukaryota; Metazoa; Arthropoda; Malacostraca; Decapoda; Varunidae
Product: protocadherin Fat 1-like
Exons: 7
Coding region: 558-1421 (287 amino acids)
Biological process (GO): tricarboxylic acid cycle; homophilic cell-cell adhesion
Cellular component (GO): mitochondrion; membrane; cytosol
Molecular function (GO): aconitate hydratase activity; 4 iron, 4 sulfur cluster binding; calcium ion binding
Source: RefSeq, a predicted model, not a curated record